UCUCGCUCUGGGUUCCUGCUUCUAGCUUCCAUUACACCACGACACGCACCACCACCAGUUAGUAAGCGUUGUCGGUUUAAAGGCUUUAGACCACCUAACUAUAGUGUCAUGAAAAUAAGCCAAAAUAAUUUACAGUAAUAUAAUAUAUCAACUGUAUCUUUAAGGUUCAUUCAUUCGUUAAUUGACAAAAGAAGAAAAGACGAGCGAAACCUAAGGGACGUCGACAAACCGGCAAACAAAGAGAUCCCUUCUCGACGACAACAUUUUUCCUCAAUAUUCUUUAGUUAUGAGUCAUGUGGCCGUCGAAAAUUUACACGGUCUAGAACAGCAGCUUGCUGUCCUAGGCUUGAACAAUGCUGACGGGCAGGGCGGAGGCACUGGCAAUACGCCUGGUGGUUGGGACGGCGGACGCAACAACGGCUUCGUGCAGAAUGGUUACCACGACAACCGCAUGAAUGGAGGGCCCCGUACAACAGUGGCCCCCUCGCAUGGAGAGGGGCAGGGGGGUGGAGGUUUCCGCGGCGGAGGGCGUGUCCUACAACCCGGUACAGCCUAUGCAGAAUGCCGGCAUGUUUGGCUUACGACAACAAAGAUGCGGCGGCUGGAACACAACUAA
Messenger RNA from Salvelinus sp. IW2-2015, 616 nucleotides. NCBI's taxonomy places the organism in Eukaryota, Metazoa, Chordata, Actinopteri, Salmoniformes, Salmonidae. The record is from RefSeq and is a predicted model, not a curated record.